Messenger RNA from Epinephelus moara (kelp grouper), 6749 nucleotides. RefSeq names its product sperm associated antigen 17 (gene spag17). Bases 143 to 6592 code for a protein of 2149 amino acids. The transcript has 49 exons. NCBI's taxonomy places the organism in Eukaryota, Metazoa, Chordata, Actinopteri, Perciformes, Serranidae. Gene Ontology annotation, cellular component: axonemal central apparatus. Gene Ontology annotation, biological process: epithelial cilium movement involved in extracellular fluid movement; axonemal central apparatus assembly. The record is from RefSeq and is a predicted model, not a curated record.
ACGCACCAGACGACACACACCGACGAUUAACUUGCUGAACUUUUUAACAAGCUUAAUUAGUAAUAUGUUGUCCUGAUAACUUGAAGACUCUUUUAACCGUUAAAUGUUGUUUUUAAUCGUAGAUAAUUGUCAGUGAGAGGAAAUGGCACCAAAAGCAGGUAAAAAAGGCUCAGCCAAAAAGCCCAAUGCUCGGGAAGCAGCAGUUGUGAACAAAAACUGGGAGGCUGGUCUCACCAGCGCACAGUUUGAAGAGGAGUCAUGGCAAGCCUGUGUGUCUUUGGUGGUUGGGAGGAGUCCAGAAGAGGAUGAACUUACCCGGGCUUUGUCUUUAGCCGUACAGAAACCACUACGCAGACUUUUCAACUUGUUAUCCUGGGACAGCACCCUUGCUAAGAUCCAUGAGCUGGGGAAUCCCAAAACCAAAAGACCUGAUGACAUCCCCACCUUCUAUGAGGUUACAGAGCCUGCUAAGGUGCUGCUGGAUGCAGGAGAAGAGAUUCCUUGUGACCUGAUGGCAAAAAUACUGAAGUUCCAGCUGCUACAGAUCAAAGCCACUGAUCAGCAGAGGAGGGAAGUUGAGCAAGCUGGAGAGGAGAAGGCAAAAGUCGGUCCUCCCUCUGCCAGCAAGGACAAAGGAGGGGCCAAAGUCUCAGAUAAAAAGGGAAAGAGUCCACAUUCACCUGUGGGACCUUCCAAGGAGAAGACCAAGCUCAAACGGAGGGGUGAUGUUGAGCCACCAAAGUUCAUAGAUGAUGAACCGCAGGAUGGUCCUCAACACUACAUCCUGCUGCUGGGCUUCUACCAGCCCCACCUGAUUGUGGCACUCGAUGCCAUCGGUGUACACGUAGCCAAUGUCAUUACAUUGUGUUCAGAGCACACACUAACUUCUGAGGGACGGCAAGAACAACAGCCCUGUGAGGGCAAUGAGCAGAGUCUGACAGCUUCUCCGGCAUUGGAUGCAGAGGUUCAUGGUAGUGUCGAGCUGGCUGCGCAGGUCAGGAAGUUGGAUCUAUUCUGGUCAGGUCUGAGACCAGCUUUGGACAGCGGGCCACUGGAUUCCAAGCUCCAUGAUGUAGUUCAGCUCAGCUACACUGUCCCAGAUCUUUUGCCUCCCUUGCACGCACAGGUCCCCGAGGCUGAGCUUGAGAUGGGGAUGGGAAUCUUUGAGGGUGUGGCCAAUCUCAUCUAUGACUGUCUGGACUGGCGCAGGCAACAUCAGCACUACCUUGACAGCCUCAAAGUCAUCAGCGUAGCUACUGUCCCUGUGUUGGAUCCACAGCCUGCAGAGGUUGUGCAGACCCCUCUCCCCUUGACUCCACGCUCUAAAAAGAAAUCAGUGCAGGAUGAAAGUCAGUCACACCAAAAGACUGAGCAGCCUCCUCUCUCUACAGAUGUGGACAUGCGUUACUAUAGCACCCUACUCGACCUGGUUCCCCCUGAAGCCUGCUCUGUCUCUCUAAUCAUGCACUGUUUGCUGGAACAGGUGGUGAUUUCAACAGAGCAAUCAGAGUCCACUCUGUCCCAUGUGGCUGAGGAGUCCAAAGCUCCCAGUGGUCCAGGGUUAGACUAUGAGCUGCUGAGCUUGAUGCUCCAAAGCUUCCUGCCUCUGGUAUACACAAAAGAGGAGAAAAGCCACAUGUUGAAUGGCUUGCUGACUACAGCACAGAAUGAGGAAGACAAGAAGAGGCUAUUCGAGGAGUUUGGAGCAGAGGAGGAAGAGAGGAAGAAGUCUGAGCACCCUCUGGUUAUCAGACACCAUGAUGAGAGGGCCCUGCGCUUGAGGGAUAUCAGUGUGGUUCAGGGUUUUGAUCCAGCAGAGGUGGAGGUGUCCAUGAUGAAGCGGUCUCCAGUGUGGGAGCUGAUCCAAUCUGUGACUCAGCAGAGAGACAACAACUCCUGCUGGAUGGCAAUCAAACAGCAGCUACAACACUACUACACAGAUGAUGUUGUGUCGUGGCUGGAGGUGGAGCGUUUGAUUCAUCAGAGUGUGUUUGAGAGUAUGCCACUGACCAGGCUGGACCAAAAGGAUGUACUACUGACUGCUCCUGGUGCACUAGAAACACUGGAACAAGCACAGCCACAGACACCCACAAUAAUCCCCUGGGAUGACCCGCUAUCAUACGCUAAACAGCAGCUUGAUAACCUACAGACUAAAGGCCCAACAUUUCUCACUGAAGAUCCUGAUAACACAAAGCAGAUCAGUGAGAGAGUUUGUAGCCAGCUGGACUUGGCUGACAUUCAGAGACGCAGGCUGAGAUCUCUGUUUGACUGGCACUAUACUGAACACCACAGCGCCUCUAUCUUCCCACAGGUGCUCCAGUUAGCCUCAGAAGAAUACCGCUGCUUGGACACCUUCAGAGGAAGUCUUAACAACAUCCUGUAUAUUUUUUGUCACAAUCCAAUGAGCCCUGAUCGUCGGUGCAAGGAGUUCUGGGAUAUAGCACUUCACACUGAUGUCAAGUUUAGGAAAUACCUGGAACAUGUGGCAGAUAGCAUUUCGGAUUGGACAAAAGAAGAGGAAUUAAAGAGAGAGGAAAUGCAGCUCAGAAAUCUCAGUCCUGCUGAGUCUCCAAGUGAUGAAAAGGCUACAGAUUCUGCAGAGGAGGAAGAGGUCAUUCUGGAGCCACUCAUCAGAAAAGGCUCCCUUAAAGCCUGGAAGUUGGAGCAGGAGCAGCUAAAGGAGGAGGAGAUGGCCAAGAAAUCAAAGAAGGAGAAUGCACCAAAAGUCAAGCAGCAAAAGGAGGAGGCGGACAACAGGAAAAGUAGAACUCUGUCUAGUAGCAAGAAGAGCAGAGCACAGACAGCAGGCAGCUCAGCCAAGACUCCCACAGAGUCUAUUACUACCAUAGUGCCCCCUGUGGAGGAAGACAAAGAACUGCAUCCAACAGCAGAGCCUUUUAAUGGUUUCACAGGCUACAGCAUGGAUGGAAAGUUGAUCCAUGUGUCAGGUAGUCGCCAAUACCUUUUCCCCUCAGAUGGAGGACAUAUCACUGUGGAGAAUAUCAGCUAUAUUGAAGGGUGCAGCCUAAUGAAACUGGCUGUGAAGAAGGAUGGACAUCAUUUCUACACACACAUCAACCACGUUGUUGAUUGGGCAAAACCUCUCCCUCUGGCCCAAGACAAAGAAACAAAUGGCAGAAAAGAAGAUUUUAAAGUGUCAGAGCCUGUGGAGAUGAACAGAGUGAAGCAGGGCUCCCUCACAGCAGUCUUAGACAGUGGAAUUCACCUCUCACACAGUUUCUAUGGUCCCACGGGAGAACACAGAGUGAGUCCCCAGGAAACAGAGACAUCCACCUUUGUCCCCAUUCCUCUCUUCUCCGACACCCACCAGUCCAAGGGGACAGACCUGGAUUCAGUUGCCUCCAAGACAAACAGCCCAGCCAGCAACACCAGGCCUCCAGAGUCCCAGGUGUGUGGGGGCCAGCCAGCAUUGCCAUCAAGUCUAUUCAACAGUCUGAACCUGUCAGUUCCUAAUGGCCUGCUGCUGCAAUUCCUGCGAGAGGAUACACAAGGAGUGUCCUCGGAGCAGCAGGGUAUGUUGGUGAAACAGAGCUUUCCCCUUCAUGGUAGAGGAGUUGUAGGGCAGCUUCAGGACCCUUCCCUCUCUAAAGAACUGUCCCGCAUAGUGACCAACCAGGGAGCUGUGAUCCGGUACAUGAGAGACGGGUCCACACAGGUUCUGUUUGCAGAUGGCUCAGUCAGUUUCAGCCAGGAUUCUGGUCCAGUGUGGGUUCCUGAUGCUGAGGUUGAGGAGGAAAACACCACUCAAGAAACUGAGGACAACAAGAAAGAGCAGAGCUCAGAGAAGGAUGCUGAUGCUCAGAGAGGCUGCUGGUUAACUACGACUCCAUCUGGAACUCGCAUCCACACUGUGGGGACCACACACAAACACAUACCCACCACGCCUCUUCUUGCCUUCAAGGCGACAGACCCCAUCACCCAUGAGGUGAUGCUGAGCCGGGAGGAUCUAGUGGUGUCUGUCCAGCACCGAGACAGAUCCCUGAGUGUAGAACAUGCAGAUGGAACCAGGAUCACCAGUCUCUACCAAGACAGACCACCAAGCACACCGCAAAACAUACUGCUGCAGAAAGGGGAGCAACCUGAAAGUGUGACCCUAUCAACUUCUGAAUGUGCAUGCAGCUGCACUGAGUGUGUGUGUGUCACACGCUGUGCCGACAGCAUUAAUGAGGGCAUGCACAUGCAGGAUACUUCUGACAAUCAAGAGGAGAUUAGCAGGGACAGUGCGGGGAAAGCAAGUAGUGAAAGGGAAAGUAGUGUGUAUAAGAAUGGUGAGGAGAGCGUAUCUGCAGAAGAUGCUGGGGCUGAGGAUAGUAAGAGGAGCGCAUAUGAGAGCGAUAAGGGGAGUGUGUCUACCAAGGAGCAGGUGGUGUUGGUGGAGAAGGAAGGCUGUGCCACAGUGGUGAUGUACCCAGAGCGACACAUGGCUCACAUCAUUUUAGCAGACGGAACUGUCAUCACUGGCAACAACCAAGGAGCCUAUCAGGUGUUUCCAUCCAGUGUGGGCCUCCUGCAGAUCCAAAGUGAUGGGAAGUGCGUGUACUCGUCCGACCCACUUGUAACGCCAAGUCCAAAGGGCAGCACUCCCACAAACCAACCAGGAAGCUACACCAUGAGUCACACAGACAAAGUGGCCUGUGAUGUUACAGACUCCGAUGGGAACCACUUCCAGGUGAUGGAAGAUGGACAGUUGUCAGUGUUGAACUGUAGCCCCUCUCCAAGCACACUUAAACAUGAUGAGGAAGAGGCAGAGGAGGAGGAGGAGGAGGACAAAGAAACGGCCAGGAUUAAUGCAAAACACAGAGAACAUUGUCCCAGGCUGUUUCUGGUGCAUGAGGAUGGCUCGGGAACUGAACUACUGAGUUCUCAAACUGUAGAGGAACUGCUCUACCAGGCGUACUCUGACCCUACCAUAGCAUUGCUGAAGGAACCACUGCCAGACACACAAGAUGAGUUUGGCAUUACCAUCCUAAAGCCCACCCACCAAAAUGUGUGGUCCCAGUGGUUGCUAGGUAAACAGAACCCUGACAUCACCCCUCCCAACCUCAGAAACCGUAGCUGGCAUGACUUCCCCAGAACAGAGAAGAAGAGCCCAGGUCCUGCAUUUGGUACUGACAUGGGACGAGGUUUGACUUUGAGAAAUCGGUCUGGUGGUUCUGCAGCACAGCGUCAACUUGUCAGGAGCUGCCCUAAAGCUCUGGAGAUGAGGCAGCUGUACCAGCACCGACCUUUCACCACACCACUCAAAAAUACCUUAGAUACACGACUGAAGGAAUACAUUGAGAGUUUGAUGGAGAGGGAGCAGCGAUCAGAGGAGAUCAAAGUGAAAGACCCCCGCACUGAGGAAGAGCGUCAUAGUGCUAGUGAUCUGCUCAAUCUGGUCUUGUCUUUUGCAGAAGAAGAUGGUGCAAGUCACACCUUUGACGAGAGAACUUCAACAGACAUAGCCAAUUUGUACAGCCAAGAAGUCGGGGACUCAAUUGAGCACUCGGAUGAUUCAGAAGACACAGUGACAGUAGCUAGUAACAGUUUUACUCACGGAGAGGACUCAAAAUGGACUGAAAGGCUUGCACUGCACAGACAGGAGAUGUAUGAGGAGCAGGCUUACAGAGAGGCUCUGAGGAAGAAGAACAUUGUUCCUUUUUUCCACCCAGAAAAUACUCCACUGUACCAGAAUCUACAACAGCCCCAAACACCAGACAUGAGGAGUCUAUCCUUGGAACUCCCUCCGAUCCCAAAGUCAGACAGUGCUGAGGACUUCAUGAAAGAUGCUCCACAAGAGAACAUUGUAACUGCAGCUCCACGACCCUUAAACCCAACACCCUCUCAGUCUGCAAGUCAUGCAGGAGGAAGUGACAGGAUGCUUGAAAAAAGACCCACCAACCCCACGCCUCAGACUGCUGGUGAAAGCAGUCUGAGGGGUUCAUCUGGGCGGUGUAAGUCAGUCCAGGUAGAUGUGACUGGAAAGCUCAGGAGGACUAAAGUCAGACUACCAACCUGUAUCCUCAGCUCUAAACCCCGCAGCAUUCCAAAUCAACAGUUCCUGUCAGUGGAAGAGCCUGUGAGGAGGAAGUGUCGAACUGUCUCUCUGACCGAUCCGAAUGUCAUAGCGAGGGGAUUCCAGCUGCUUCCGCCCAGUGUUGACUUUGGCACACUGCAGGAGGGUACCUCCUCGGCCAUUACUGUUGUGAUGAAGAAUGUGGGUGUUGACACCUGCAGGUUCCAUGUGAAACAGCCUCCUCCUGCGACAGGCCUGCGGGUCAUCUACAAUCCUGGGCCUGUGGCUGCAGGUUUGCAUGUUAACCUGCAGGUUCAGCUGUUUGCCAUGUGUGCAGUCCAAGCAGGAGAAGCAGAGCCAAAGAGGUACAUCUCCCUGGAUAUCAUCAUCCACACUGAGACAGACAUCCUCUACCUGCCUGUCACUGCUACCAUCCUUCCUGAGAGGUUAUACGACAUGUGGCUCAAGGACCACAACAAGAAAGGCUCCAGGGUCCGUCACCUGUCCAUGCAGCCCCACAGACGAUCUGGUACAUACCUGACCAGUCCUGCAGCAAACACUGGACACCUUCUGUGAGGAAUACACAUCACCAAUCUCUUCAGAUUUCACAUCAUUAAAGUCUUCAUCUCAUUAUCAUCUUCCUACCACAUUCCUCUAUUUUAUUCCACAAAAGUUAAAUAUUGUAAUGCAUUUUUACAUUUUCUCUGACACAAUAAAAUCACUGAAAUAGUUG